GACCGUGCGCGCGCACCUCUCGCCGCCGCUCUUUUCCGCUCGUAAAUCGAGAGAGAGAGAGAAAGGGGAGCGAAAGAGACGGGGUGAUGCAGGCAGAGUGGGACGAGGCCCUCGACAGCCCGGCACGCGGCUGCUGCCCACGGUUUUGUCUCGAGGAUGGGACGGGUGGAAAUUUCCCAUCGGCAAAAGAGGCGGCGGAGGAGGAGGAGGAGGAUGAGGAGGGGAAAGAGACAUUGAAGGAGGUACAGAUGGGUGCUAUCCCCAAGCUGAAGCUGUCUGAUUUCAGCGUCGUCAGAACCCUCGGCGUAGGAACGUACGGCCACGUGGAGCUGGUUCAAUUGAAGAACACAGGAACCCAGUAUUUUGCCAUGAAGAUUGUGAAAAAACAGGAAAUAAAGAAGAACAGCCACGAGGAGUACAUCCAUUUGGAGAAAGAAAUUAUGCACCACUCGCUCAGCAACUUCAUCGUCAAGUUGUACUGCACUUUCCAAGACAUGGAAUGCUUGUAUCUGCUCAUGGAAGCCGGCCUCGGUGGAGAGCUGUGGGACAUCUUGCAGGAGCGGGGUAGGUUUGAUGAGCAGACCGCUCGCUUCUACAUGGCGUGCGUCCUGGAAGCACUUUCUUACCUGCACUCAGAAGGGAUCGUCUAUCGUGACCUGAAGCCAGAAAAUAUUGUUUUGGAUCACAAGGGCUAUGCCAAGCUGAUAGACUUUGGAUUUUCAAAGCGAUUGCUGUUUGGAGAAAGGACCUUUACCCUUUGCGGAACACCAGAGUACAUGGCUCCGGAAGUGAUUCUCGGCGAGGGACACGAUGUUUCUGCUGACUAUUGGUCUCUGGGAGUCCUCAUUUAUGAGCUGCUAACAGGCAGCCCUCUCUUCAAGAGUGAGGACACGGUCCGGACGUACAGUCUUAUACUGCAAGGGAUCUCCUUUGCCAUGUUGCAGGGUAAAGUAAGCAACCGGGCAGAGAACCUCAUCCGAAGUUUGUGCAGGGUCGAUCCUCUGCAGAGACUCGGGAGCCAGGGAGAUGGGUUGGAAGCGGUGCGCACUCACAGGUGGUUUAAUCGUUUUGUUUGGGAACAUCUUCGCAAUGGGACCAUGGAAGCUCCAAUUUUGCCGAAAGUUUCUUACAGUGACAGUCAAAGGGACCUCAAAGCUUACCCUGAAGAUCGGAGCACCAGUGCUACGUGGUACAAUGACUUUUAGAGAAAUUAAUGUUCAAGAAAAGUAAUGUUUGUUGGAACUUGGAUGCUAAGUUACAGUAUGCUGUAUAUUGUGAAUAUUAGUAUGAAUAUAUAAAAAAUGUUGUCCGAGUUGAUUUAUGCUGAGUAGGGUUUAUUUAUUUAACGAUAUUACAUUUUCCGCAAGCACCACAAUCCAAAUAGCAAACUUGUGAAUAUUAAAGCUACACGACUGAGGGAUCAUCAUCUUGUACAUCUGUAUUCGCAAAAGGUACAAUAUGUUUUUUUUAAUGUAAGAGGUGGUUUCAAGAACUCCAGUCUUAAUCUGCGCGCAGCUUCACAGUACUGUCGUUGAAAAGUACUUGACAUCCCACAGCUCUGUUAAGUUCCAGCAUGACAUGUCGAGGUAAUAAUGUUCUUUUUUUUAAAGAGAAACCCUAAAAUGACCAAUGCUGUGCUUGUGGAGAGAUUAGAACACUGAAGAAACGUGGACUCUGUCCCUUUCAUACCAGAAAUUCAGGAGUUUCUGCAAUAAAAAAAGGGUUUCCCUGUCGGUGCUUCUCAUGACAAAUUCAGGAGUGCCACGGUGGCGAGAUAUUAACUACCUCGCCUGGCAUACAUGAGAUUGUGGGUUCGAUCCCAACCUUGAU
Petromyzon marinus (sea lamprey) is the source of this 1830-nucleotide messenger RNA. NCBI's taxonomy places the organism in Eukaryota, Metazoa, Chordata, Hyperoartia, Petromyzontiformes, Petromyzontidae. The record is from RefSeq and is a predicted model, not a curated record.